UAUAUCAAAAAAAGAAGAAUAAUUCCAUUUUAUAUAGAACCUAUAGACAACUAAUAAUCAAAGAAAAAAAAAACACAAGAAUAUUUCAACACAAAUCUAGAAAAAAAGAAGCUACAAUUUUCACCAUCCUCACAUAAUAUAUAUAAACAUUCUCUUAUCUCUUUUAUAACCACAUUCAUCUUUUGCAUCAACAUUCAUAUAAUCACAACCAUAGCAUAUUUAUGACAGUGAUGAAAAUCAUGUGGAAAUCAAUAUUUCCAAGCUGUUACAAGGCUGAAGAUACUGAAUAUUCUUCAGCCAAAGCCAAAGAAACAACAAAAGUGGUUGCUACAAAGACAAAUUCUUUCAACAGAAUCUCUCUCACGGAUCUGAGUUUUCCAAGUGCUACAACACUUUCAGAAGAUCUUUCAAUCUCUUUAGCUGGUUCUAAUCUCUAUGUUUUCACUCUAGCUGAGCUGAAGCUUAUUACUCAGACUUUCUCUUCAACGAAUUUUCUUGGUGAAGGAGGGUUUGGUCCUGUUCAUAAAGGUUUCAUUGAUGAUAAGGUUAGGCAUGGACUUGAGCCUCAACCUGUGGCUGUUAAGCUCUUGGAUUUGGAUGGUUCUCAGGGUCAUAAAGAAUGGCUGACUGAGGUUGUGUUUCUUGGUCAACUAAGACAUGAACACCUUGUGAAGCUGAUUGGAUAUUGCUGUGAAGAAGAACAUAGGCUUUUGGUUUAUGAGUAUUUACCAAGAGGGAGCUUGGAAAAUCAACUAUUUAGAAGAUAUUCAGCAUCAUUACCAUGGUCAACAAGAAUGAAAAUUGCGGUCGGAGCUGCAAAAGGUCUAGCCUUUUUACAUGAUGCAAAGAAACCAGUCAUCUAUAGAGAUUUCAAAGCUUCAAACAUCUUAUUAGACUCGGAUUAUAAUGCAAAACUCUCUGAUUUUGGCUUGGCAAAAGAUGGCCCUGAAGGUGAUGACACACAUGUUUCAACUAGAGUCAUGGGCACUCAGGGUUACGCCGCACCCGAAUAUAUCAUGACAGGACAUUUGACAGCAAUGAGUGAUGUGUACAGUUUUGGAGUAGUCCUAUUGGAGCUACUAACCGGAAGAAGAUCAGUGGACAAGGCACGUCCACCAAGAGAACACAAUCUAGUGGAAUGGGCCAGACCAGUUCUAAACGACGCCCGAAAACUCACCCGAAUAAUGGAUCCAAGGCUCGAAGGCCAGUACUCCGAAAUGGGAGCAAGAAAAGCAGCUGCAUUAGCUUACCAAUGCUUAAGCCACAGACCACGAAACCGUCCUACAAUGUCAACCGUAGUUAACACUCUCGAACCUCUUCAAGACUUUGACGAUAUACCAAUAGGCCCAUUCGUUUACACAGCUCCGAGCGAUGUUAGUAACAACGAAGUCAAGAACGAGAAUAAUAGCAUCGAUACACCAAAAGAGAGAAAAAGAGAAAGCACUCAUGGAAAUCAACAUGGCCAUAAGAAAGAUGGUGAAGAAUAUUAUGAUAAUCCUAAAGAGAAGAGAAGGGAAAGUAGUGAGAAUAAUAGAAGACAUCAUCAUCGUCGUCAGAAUAUUGGACAUAGGCAUCCAUUGAAGUCACCAAAAGAACAAAGACAUAAUGUACACCAAAGUGGGUCACAUUCGCAUUCACACUCACCUGAUACAUCCAUUACAUCAGAAAGCCAAGGAAAUUAAGGAAGUGUAGUUUAGAAGACACGUACCUAGAUCAAACACUUGCUAAAUGUAUAUAUAUUGUGUCAAUGUCAAUGAGCUGGUUUCAAACAAAUAAAAGUUGAAAACAAAGAUAAAGGGAGAGGAAAGUGAUAAUGCAAUUAUGCAAUAUGGUCCUAGCAUAGAAAGCAUGCUUGAGUUUUUUUCUUUAAUAUUAUUUUUGUAUUUGUUGAGGAAGUUGAUUAUUUUGAAUUGUGUAUACAAUAUUGAAUUUUGUUCCUUUAUUAGUUAGUUACUUUAAAUAUAUUUUUAUUCAUGGGAA
Messenger RNA from Vicia villosa (hairy vetch), 1980 nucleotides. RefSeq names its product serine/threonine-protein kinase RIPK-like. The transcript is spliced from 5 exons. The record is from RefSeq and is a predicted model, not a curated record. NCBI's taxonomy places the organism in Eukaryota, Viridiplantae, Streptophyta, Magnoliopsida, Fabales, Fabaceae. Bases 222 to 1682 code for a protein of 486 amino acids. Gene Ontology annotation, biological process: protein phosphorylation. Gene Ontology annotation, molecular function: ATP binding; protein kinase activity.